Molecule: messenger RNA, 794 nt
Organism: Cryptotermes secundus
Lineage: Eukaryota; Metazoa; Arthropoda; Insecta; Blattodea; Kalotermitidae
Product: trypsin 3A1-like
Exons: 7
Coding region: 24-794 (256 amino acids)
Biological process (GO): proteolysis
Molecular function (GO): serine-type endopeptidase activity
Source: RefSeq, a predicted model, not a curated record
UGCUCUCCCGUGAUUCUGUCACGAUGCUGUUUCUCACCCUGCUCAGCGGUCUGGUUGUUGCGGCUACAGGUGCCCCGGGGGACGCGGACAUCGCGCGGGGCGGCAGGAUAGUGAACGGCACGGACGCGGCGCCAGGACAGUUUCCCUUUCAGGUGUCUCUUCAGUACGAGGGUAUUCACGUCUGUGGCGGGACCGUGCUGAGCAGCAGAUGGGUCCUCACCGCGGCUCACUGCCUUCAGGAUGAGGUUGCGGCCGCCUUCAGCGUGCUCGCCGGUACGAGUGAGCUGUCCCGGGGCGGCGAGAGGAGACCCGCGCUCCGGUACCGCCUCCACGAGGACUACCGCCCCGAGAGCAACUACGAAAACGACAUCGCCGUUGUAGAGCUGCAGACUGAGCUGUCUAUGAACGGAAACAUGGCGGCCGUGCCCCUGCCCAGACAGUCGCAAGUCACACCUGGAGGACUCAAGUGCACGGUGAUUGGCUGGGGAUAUCUGUUUACUGGAGGACCGACUAGUGACACCCUCAAGAUGGUUGACGUCGUGACGUACUCGGACGAGCAGUGCGAGGCAGUACUCGAGGGUCACGUGAAGCCGAGCAACAUUUGCGCCGGGAUGCCCGGCGGCGGGAGAGGCCACUGCAGUGGAGAUUCCGGAGGGCCUCUGAUUGUGAAUGAGGAACAGAUAGGCAUCGUCUCAUGGUCCGUGAAGCCCUGCGCCCAAGCACCCUACCCAGGUGUGUACACAGAAGUUGCACACUACGUUAACUGGAUCAAAGCUAUCACCAGUAUCACAUAG